This is a messenger RNA of Momordica charantia (bitter melon), 1181 nucleotides long. Lineage: Eukaryota; Viridiplantae; Streptophyta; Magnoliopsida; Cucurbitales; Cucurbitaceae. The record is from RefSeq and is a predicted model, not a curated record.
GKSKSUGAGAAGAACAAGCUUGAGCUGCAUUACCAAGAACAUACCCUCUCCCAAUCCCAAAGCAAAGCAUCUCAAUGUUACUUCUUCAGCAAUGGCCAAUCCAAUCCCACCCCAAUUCACUCUUCUCAAUCUCACUCUCCCAUGGCUUCCCCUUUACCUCCCUCACGCCUUCUUGCUCUCACUUCAACUGCUGCCACUUUGCUUCUUCUUCUCCCCACUCUCAUCCAAAUCAAAGGAGCGAAAGGAGGAUCCAUCGGAGUCAACUACGGCACGGUGGCCGACAAUCUUCCUCCGCCGUCUAAGGUUGCACAAUUCCUCUCCGAUUCCACCAUCAUCAACCGCGUAAGACUCUUCGAUGCCAAUCCCGAAAUCUUACGAGCGUUCGCUCACACCGGCAUCUCAUUAACCAUCACCGUCCCCAACGAUCAGAUCCCUCGCUUGGCUAAACCUAAUUUUGCAGAAGAUUGGAUCAAAUUCAAUGUCCAGCCCUACGUCCCUGCCACGGACAUCAUCCGCGUUCUAGUCGGAAACGAAGUCUUAGCCACCGCCAACAAAUUGCUCAUCGCUCAGUCGUCUAUUCCAAGAGCCCACCACGGCCCAGUUGAAGCCCCAGUACUGCCACCAAAAAGUCCAAGCCCAGUGACUGGAGGCAAAAAGUGGUGCUUGCCCAAGACUGGGGCCGACUCCGAGGCCUUGCAGAGAAACAUUGACUAUGUCUGUGGGAUGGGCUUGGAUUGUGGGCCGAUCCAAGAAAAUGGGCCAUGUUUUGCUCCCAACACGGUCCGAGCUCAUGCUGCUUACGUCAUGAACGCGUACUUCCAAGCGACGGACGGAAACGAUUACGAUUGUGAUUUUGAUCAAACGGGAGCCCUAACCACCAUGGAUCCGAGUUAUGGGAAGUGCAAAUAUUGACAGAAUGGAACAUGGAAGAGGCCAAUUACCUUUUAUUAUUACUCUUUUAUUUGUUUGUUUUUUUUUUGUGUUAUUUAAUUUUUGUUUUUUUCUGUAGUUUCUUUAGUACAACAUGUGGGGGUGGGGAUUCGAACUUAUGAUCUUUUGGUCAGUAUCUUAAUCACUUGAACUAUGCUUUUGACUUUUCUAUGUUAUUUAGCUGAAGAGUGUAUGGGUAGAGAAGGAAAGAUGGCCGGUUGAGUUCAACAAGGCCAUUACGUAUUUAUAAA